Cladocopium goreaui is the source of this 1162-nucleotide messenger RNA. NCBI's taxonomy places the organism in Eukaryota, Dinophyceae, Suessiales, Symbiodiniaceae. The record is from the annotation of a GenBank genome assembly.
GCUCAAGUCAUUUACAAAAAGUGCCCUGAAGCCGUAAACAGCGGCCGUUGCCGCACCAUAGACCGAGGGACAGGGUCAAGAUGGGGGCAGCUAUACACUUGUCGACCAAAAGACAAGUUGUUUAUGGGGACUACUACCUGCCAGUGACCGUUAGCAACCCAGACCAUACAGCGCCCUCUUCGCCCCGGGAUGAACCAGAGGUGACCUUGUCAUUGAUGUCAGGGCAAAGCAUCAAGUUGACCCUGAGCCGCCGGGAUGCCACCGUCAAGGCCGCAAGGCGACAGAUCGCACAGCUGUGCUGCAUGCCGGAGCAGGCAGUUCACCUUCUCAAUGCUGGACAAGUCUUGGAAGAUGAGUUGCUUUUGAUCGGCCUCGAGUCCACGCAAAUCAUCUUCGAUGCCAGCUUUCUGAGGAAAGGUCCUUUGCCCGGCGUUUCCAGACUCGGCCUUUGGCAUGGCGUGCAGGCUCGGUUGAGGCUGCUGAACCCAGUGGCCAGUGGCACGUGGAUGACCGCCACGCUUCGCGAAGCACCGCGCUUGGUUGCGCAGAAACGUUCCGUAGCUUUUCGUUACACUGCCGAAGCAGAUGAUGUGGGCAACUUGCAUUCCCUCAGUGCUGUAAAGAAAUCAGGUACUUCUGGUCGACACUUUGCAGUUAGCAUCGAGGGCCUUGAUCAUUACCGUGCUCGAAUUUUUCGGCCUUUGUCGAGCAAGGAGUACGUCCUCUACGAUCCUGCAGCUUCCAUGAGAGGAUCUGAAGCCCGGGAGAUGGGUUGCCUACGCUUGCGCAGCAAGCGGCGCAUGGGGCCCAGCGACUUGGACUUUGUGAUGCCCAAAGUGAAGGAGGAUGGCACCGCUGCACAGUUCAGACCUUUAGCUUUGAAGGAGUCCAUUUCGCAGAUCUACGAAAGAGGAAACAUGGAACACUUGCAAGUCUUGUGGGGCACUUCGGCAGAUAGUUCCAUCGAGCUUCAAUGGCAGGGCUGCGUGAUUUUUGAAGCUUGUUCCAUCGACAAGACUUGGAAGGUGCGGUUUCAACAUCCAUUGUCCCACUUCCAAGCAUUUGGCAUCAUGAUUGGAGUCUUGGACAAUGCCUGCUUAGCUAGUUUCCACCAGUAAGUGCCUCAAGUCCAGCGACGCGAGCCAUGCAAUUUGGUUCACCA